CAUAAACACAGGACUUGUGCGUACAAAUAUUUUAUUUUUUUAAUGCUUUAAUUUUUUUAUGUCUUCAUGGAGCUUUUUAGUUUAAAACGUAUUUGUCUAGACUCUGUUUCAAACCAUUUGUCCAUGUGGUGUGAAAGUGCCAAAACCGAAGAUUUUUUCAAGUAUAUGUAUGUUAUCGGUCCCUUUAAUGAUGUAGCUCCGGAUCUCACUCAACAAGUCAUUGAUUUAGCAUACAAAAAACAGUUGUUGAAGAUUUGCUAUUUUCCUUUGCUCAUUCACGAGAACUUCACAAAGCUGGAUAUCAGCAAAUGCCGUUCCAUAGUGACAGAUCAAGUCUUGAAGCUCAUUUCCUCGCGUUGUCAGAGACUGACAUCCUUAAAUCUUAACGGCUGCACACGCUUAUCAAGUUCAGUUCUUAACGAAACUUUACCAACGUUAGUGAAUUUGCAAAGCAUUCAACUGUCAAAGUGUCGAGGAGCAACGAACAAUCUGCUGUGUAAACUACGAGAAAAUUGCUUCAAAUUGGAGGAGUUGGUACUAGAUUUAUGUCCAAAGAUAACAAAUAUUGGAAUGGAAAAACUUUUGAUGGUGGCGAAAAAAAAUGUGUGUCUUAAUUUACUCCAUUUGAGCGUCUCUUCAACUUCAAUUACAACAAAAUCAUUGUCUAUUAUACUGUCAAAACUACCGAAACUUAGAAGGCUUGGUUUUUCCGAUAUAGCGAAGGAUGAAAGUUUGAUUUUUGACCACUUUCCUGAUUAUCCUAAUCUUGUUGAGCUGAACAUCUUUGCUACCUAUCUCGAAAAUUCUGAUCUUUCACUUAUGUUGGAUAGAUUGCCGAACCUCGUUAAGUUUAAGUCCAAUAUGACAGACAAUGUAGGUAGAAUUUUAAAAAAUUCAUUAAUCCAUUUAGGAAAUAUAAUUUCACUCGACCUCAGUGGGUCCACUCUUCGGUUUGACGAUUUUGUCGUCUUCCUUAAGAGAAGAGGUGGUCAGUUGAUGUAUUUGAACCUUUCAGAAAUACGGAGCGUCAGUUUAUUUUUAUUGUGCUUGUUCUGUCGUUCAUUAAAAGAACUUAUUCUUGAGCAUUGUGAAAAUGUUGAUCCAUCUUUGCCAUCGAAUGAUUCAUUAGCGUUGGAUUACAGAGAUAAUUUGACCAAAUCUGGUGGUGAUUAUUUGCUAAGUCAUUUCUGUCCUGAAUUAUCACAUAUCAAUUUCAAUUUUAUGACUAUCGACGAAAAUAUUGCAGUGGAGAUGCUAAAACAUAUUGCUUGUGCUAUUUUUUGCAAUCACUCCCAGCUCAUCACGCUGUCUUUGAAAAAAAUUCAACAUGAAUUAAUCGAUGACGAGGUUUUGGAGCAAAUCAGCGCAAGUUCUACAAAUGCAUGUUUGAGAACGUUAGACCUUAGCUGUUGUGAUGGCGUUUCUGCUGAUAUGUUGUGGAUGAUAGUAGAAAAUUAUCAUUUACUACGUUUUCUUGAUGUAAGUCAUUGUAAAUUAAUUGAUAUUGCUACUGUUUCACAACUAAGGAAGGAAUUGAAGAGGAGUAAUCGUCCACUUCAAGUUAUUUGGGCUUAAUUCCUAGAAAAGUUUAAUACAUGAUGGACGCAUAAUGAACACGUGAUGGACACAUAAUAGACACAUGGAUACAUGAUGGACACAUAAUGGAUACAUAAUGGACACAUAAUGGAUACAUGAUGGACACAUAAUGGUACAUGAUGUACACAUAAUGGAUACAUGAUAGACACGUAAUGAAUACAUGAUGGACACGUAAUAAGUACAUGAUGAACGCAUAAUGAAUACAUGAUGGACACAUGAUGAAUACAUGAUAGACACAUGGUGAGGCAAUAAUGGAUACGUGGUGGUGAACACAUAAGUACGUGAUGGACACAAGAUGGCCAAUGACAAUGACAGUUCUUUGACAAUAUGUGAUGAUUUCAACGAUAGUUUUUUAAAUACUUGCUUGCUUGAAAAGAUUUUAUUGCAUGAAAGAACGUCUAUUUGCACGUGAUUAUGCCACGAGCUAUUAUUUAAUAUCUCAUUAAUUGAGUUUCUAAUUCAAAUGUUUUCAACAUUGGUUAUGAAAUCGAAUCAGAAUAAUAACAUUGUUCAUCACAACAACAUUCUUGUAUUCUGCUGAGCAAAUAAUUAAGUUAUUAACAUUUUCAUUUCUUUAGAAAUCUAUUGUUAUGAUAUGUAGGGGAGCACAGAAAUACUUGCAUGUUAACUGCCGGCAAAUCAAGAUUUGCACGAAUUGUCACAUUUUUGAUUUGUUUGGUUAAAAACCUGGCUGUCACAAAAUGUUUCGAUGUUUAAUUAACAUUUAAAUAAACGAGUUCUACAGACAGCAAAUCGUGACAAAUGGUUUCUAUCUCAGUUCUGCUGUCACAGUGAUUAAUCUCACCAAGUGACAUCUCAAACUCCUGGGAAUAAAGCAACCACAAAGCACCGGGAGUAAGGCCUCUUAUUUUAACGAAAAAUGUUCCUCAUUUGAGUUAUGUGAAAAGUUAUAAUAAUAGUAGUUAAUCGUUUAGAUUGUUUCCAAAAUCCGAAUUACUUAAACAGAAUAACAAUUAUACUUAUAAAGUAUUCGUUUGGAAAGCGAUGCUGUUGAUCAAGAUACAUGAUCUAAGAGACUCUGUAGGCAACAUAUGGCAGACUUGAACUGAAGCAUAAAUCAGACUUGUUACCAACUGUCGUUGAUGAUGUAUACCUCAUAUUGUUUAACUGUAAUCUUUUAAGCUUUGCUUGUUGAAUCAAACGUCUAGUUCAUAAUGACAUUUAACGUACAUGCGACAAGACUAAAAUUUGUAAUCAAUUUGUGAGAACUCAACGUAUAACAAGUGAUGAAUCGUCAUGUAAAUUGUCUGUUGAGUAUAUAUAUGCAUGAUGAAUACCUUAUGUUACAAUCAUUAAUGAUAGAUUUGACCUUUAAAGUCACAUCUGAUCUUGCUGAGUAUAUUACAACAAUAUUGUGGAUAUUUUGGAGCCGUAAAAUUUACAUUAUUCGGUUUUAUGAAGCUUAUGCUAAUGUUGAUCCUCAUUAUAACUAAUAAAAAUUACCAUUCGACUAAUCAUUGAA
Messenger RNA from Xenia sp. Carnegie-2017, 3079 nucleotides. RefSeq names its product F-box/LRR-repeat protein fbxl-1-like. The transcript has 4 exons. Gene Ontology annotation, biological process: SCF-dependent proteasomal ubiquitin-dependent protein catabolic process. The record is from RefSeq and is a predicted model, not a curated record. NCBI's taxonomy places the organism in Eukaryota, Metazoa, Cnidaria, Anthozoa, Malacalcyonacea, Xeniidae. Gene Ontology annotation, cellular component: SCF ubiquitin ligase complex. The coding region runs from base 67 to 1575 and encodes 502 amino acids.